Gasterosteus aculeatus aculeatus (three-spined stickleback) is the source of this 1435-nucleotide messenger RNA. RefSeq names its product putative phosphatase phospho1. The record is from RefSeq and is a predicted model, not a curated record. NCBI's taxonomy places the organism in Eukaryota, Metazoa, Chordata, Actinopteri, Perciformes, Gasterosteidae. Gene Ontology annotation, molecular function: phosphatase activity.
UGGGAAUACCCUCUGAGCUGCUGUGGCAGUCUUGCCGCGUCACUGGGAUGCGGUCGCCGGAGCCGGGCGUCUAGCCUACCGUAUUCGCUCCUAUGCCCACCGCCGAGAGGGACCACUCGACAUUUCCUCCGCGCGGCGAAGAUGACGGCUCCGUCCAACCAGACGCACGCGUCGCCGCACGCGUCGCCGCACGCGACGCCGCAGCAGCGCUUCUUGGUGUUGUUCGACUUUGACGAGACGAUCAUCAACGAGAGCAGCGACGACGCCGUGCUGCGCGCUCUGCCGGGCCAGCGGCUCCCCGAGUGGCUGCGAAACAGCUACCGGGAGGGCCACUACAACGAGCACAUGCAGAAGGUCCUGGUCUACAUGGCGGAGCAGGGCGUGUCCGAGGACUCCAUCCACUCGGCGGUGGAGAAGAUCCCCCCCGCGCCCGGCCUGCUCAGCCUCUUCCAGUACCUGCAGGGCCACCGGCAGGAGUUCGAGCUGGCGGUGGUCUCCGACGCCAACAUGUACUUCAUCGAGAAGUGGCUGGAGGGCGCCGGCGUGCGCCACCUUUUCGCCCAGAUUUUCACCAACCCGGCCAGCUUCGACGCCUCCGGCCGCCUGGUGCUGCUGCCCUUCCACUCGCACGCGUGCUCCUGCUGCCCCGACAACAUGUGCAAGCAGGUGAUCCUGCGGGAGUAUCUCGCGGGCCGGCAGAAGGAGCGCGGGGGGGCUCCGUUCCAGAGGGUGUUCUAUGUCGGAGACGGGGCCAACGAUGUGUGUCCCUCCCUGGCUCUGGGGCCCCGGGACACGGCCUUCCCCAGGAGGGGCUUCCCAAUGCACAGGCUUCUGCUGGAGAUGUCCCAGGAGGCCGGGCUGAAGGCAAACAUAGUUCCUUGGGUUAGCGGCGAAGACAUAGUGGACAGCCUGAAGGAAGUAGUGGAGGAAAGAUGAGAUGUGUGUGUGUGUGUGUGUGUGUGUGUGUGUGUGUGUGUGUGUGUGUGUGUGUGUGUGUGUGUGUGUGUGUGUGUGUGUGUGUGUGUGUGUGUUCCUAAUUCAGGAAAAUAUUUUUCUGAUUGGGGAAAAGAAAUCUGUUCCCAUCUGAAAAAGCAGACUUUUAGGUCAUUGUUGAAGGUUGGGGAGAGCGUGAGGUCUCAACGAGUUUUGGUUAGUGUGAGGAUGACACUGAAAGGAGGAAAAAGUAAAUCCCAAAACGUUAUCUAAGUAAAUGUGUGCGCGUGGGUUUGUGUGAAUGAGAGUGGUAAUGAUAUGGGAAAAUAUAGCACGACCCCCCAGUCCUGGCAAACCACAACAUGCAUGAUUUUACCCCAACAACACCGAUCAAUAGAAAUUGUGGAGUCAAUUAUUGUGAUGUCCGCCCAAUAAAUACGUGGCUGAUGUCAGCAGGUUGUUAGGUUAGCUUAGCAUAAAGUUUGCCAAUGGGGGGGGUGGG